AUGAAAGGCAGACACAUGGGAACUACUCUCUUACGUCUGGAUGAAAGGCAGACACUUGGGAACUACAUGUUAUGUCCGGAUGAAAGGCAGACACUUGGGAACUACAUGUUAUGUCCGGAUGAAAGGCAGACACUUGCGAACCAUGUGUUAAGUACUGGUGACAGGAAGACACUUGGGAAGCACAUGUUAAGUACGGAUGAAAGACGGACACUUGGGAACCACAUGUUAAGUACGGAUGAAAAGCAGACGCUUGGGAACCACAUUAUAAGUCCAGAUGAAAGGUAUACACUUGGCAACCACAUGUUAAGUCCGGGUGAAAGGCAGACACUUGGGAACCACGUGUUAAGUUCGGAUGACAGGCAGACACUUGGAAACCACGUGUUAAGUACGGAUGAAAGGCAGACACUUGGGAACCAUAUCUUAAGUCCGGAUGAAAAGCAGACACUUGGGAACCACGUGUUAUGUUCGGAUGAAAGGCAGACACUUGGGAACUACAUGUUAAGUCCGGAUGAAAGGCAGACACUUGGGAACCACGUGUUAAGUACUGGUGAAUGGAAGACAUUUUGGAACCACAUGUUAAGUCCGGAUGAAAGGCAGACACUUGGGAACUACAUGUUAAGUCCGGAUGAAAGGCAGACACUUUGGAACCACAUCUUAAGUCCGGAUGAUAGGCAGACACUUGGGAACCACAUCUUAAGUCCGGAUGAAAGGCAGACACUUGGGAACCACGUGUUAAGUACGGAUGGAAGGCAGACACUUCGGAACCACAUCUUAAGUCCGGAUGAAAGGCAGACACUUGGGAACUACAUGUUAAGUCCGGAUGAAAGGCAGACACUUUGGAACCACGUGUUAAGUUUGGAUGAAAGGCAGACACUUGGGAACCACAUCUUAACUCCGGAUGAAAAGCAGACACUUGGGAACCACGUGUUAAGUACGGAUGAAAGACGGACACUUGGGAACCACAUGUUAAAUACGGAUGAAAGGCAGACGCUUGGGAACCACAUGUUAAGUCCGGAUGAAAGGCAGACACUUGGGAACCACAUGUUUAGUCCGGAUGAAAGGCAGAUACUUGGGAAUCACAUGUUAAGUCCGGAUGAACGGCACACACAUGGGAACCACGUGUUAAAUACGGAUGAAAGGCAGACACUUGGGAACCACAUCUAA
Molecule: messenger RNA, 1164 nt
Organism: Haliotis rubra (blacklip abalone)
Lineage: Eukaryota; Metazoa; Mollusca; Gastropoda; Lepetellida; Haliotidae
Exons: 8
Coding region: 1-1164 (387 amino acids)
Source: RefSeq, a predicted model, not a curated record